Haplochromis burtoni (Burton's mouthbrooder) is the source of this 1664-nucleotide messenger RNA. RefSeq names its product gem (nuclear organelle) associated protein 8 (gene gemin8). The transcript is spliced from 4 exons. The record is from RefSeq and is a predicted model, not a curated record. Gene Ontology annotation, cellular component: SMN complex. Lineage: Eukaryota; Metazoa; Chordata; Actinopteri; Cichliformes; Cichlidae. The coding region runs from base 173 to 766 and encodes 197 amino acids. Gene Ontology annotation, biological process: spliceosomal snRNP assembly.
CACUGGGUGGCGCCAAAUAGCCAGCAGUUAUUGUGCAGGGACUCAAAGGCUGCUGGGAAAUUUUCUCCGAGGAAGUAAGAUGAGAUGCUAAAGUAGCUGGCUCCACAGAGGUUUACCGAUGACGAAACAUUAACAAAGAGGAACGUCUCAGAAGUUGCAGCUGUCUGCAGUCAUGCAGGAGGACAUAAGCACUGUGAUGUCCUGGUUUUCCAGCCCGGUGUACAGCCGAUACUGGCAGCACUAUUGGCAGGCCAUGGCGUGGCAUCAGAGGCACAGGCGCGCCUACAGAAAGGCCUUGGAGGCUGCCUACGGCCCCUGCUGCUACCAGGAGGAGGGGCCCGGUGACCGGCCUCGCUAUGCUGACUGGAGCAACAGCGAAGACGAGGCGGACGAUGCAGAGGAAAGUAGCUCGGAAAGCGAGAUUGAGUGCGAUGUGAGCAACAUGGAGAUCAGCGAGGAGCUCCGGCAGUACUUCGCCCAGACUGAGCGACACAGGGAGGAGCUCAAGAAGCAGCAGCAGAUGGAGGCGGAGCAGCAGGGCAGCUACGUGCCGGCCGAUCAGGACCUACACAGCUUCUCGUUGCGGAGCAGUGUCGCCCCUCCCUUGGAGCGACCCGGCGAAAGACGCACGGCCGAGAUGAAGAAGCUGUACGGUGGGGAUGCGGCCAAGAUCAUGGCCAUGGAGGCGGCGAUGCAACUCAAUUUCGAAAGAAACUGUGACCUGAAGCAGCCCAAGUACUGGCCCGUGAUCCCGCUGAAGCUAUGACGCCGUAAACAGUUUGAUCUGGAGACGAUCCAUGCUCUGAUCCCUCUGCGAGCUGCUGAUGUAGAACUAACGGGUUUAGGAAGUUUGAAGUUAUUUCAAGGAAGAAAACAAAACUUCUGCUCGGCCAAACACGAACAUCCCCGACCUGUCGGCUGCUGCUCCAGAUUAAAAACCUCUGGCUGUGGCAGUACGAAACACGAGGUUUACCCUACUGCAUAAAUUGGUUUUUAAUUUAUGGCAUGAAACACCAGCACUUAGUCCCCCAAAACAUCCUGUUGGUUCGGCGCUAAAAAUUGAGAAGCAGCGUGAGCUGAGGGUCAGAGUUGCAGUAAAUUUGCCCCCACAGGUGAUGCAAGUGUAUUCAAACAGCCUGCGCCUGUGUUUCCUCCUAAUCUCUUUUUGUUUACCCUCUGGCUCGGUGAUGUUUCAUGCUGCAGUAGCUCCUCUUAUGCCUGUCAACUUAGUUUAACCACAAAAAACAUUGUCAGCCCCACGUCCUCCCCCUCCCUCCCCUCCCUGUGUUCAUAUUUGGGAGCGUUCCUGCAUGGCUGCCUCUGCCUACACAACAAGAGUGAUUUGUUGUUGCUACUUCUAAAGUGCGGUUCUCCGAUUCUGACAUUUCACUGGCUUCAAAGCCACUCGUGUGAGUUCUCUGGGGGAGGGGGGUGUUGACUAUUCUGUUUUAUCUUGUUUGUGUUUGCACCAAGCUGCUCCGUUUUUUUUAAACGGGAGGAUGUGUAUUUUAUAUGAUUUCUGUUUGUAAUAAAGUGUUUUCUGUCCACAUGAAACUUCCUUUGCUUUCAGUAAUUUUUAGUGGCAUCGCUGUGAGAUGGAAAUCCGAUUAUAUAACUGCUCUUCAGCACAUUUCUGUACUCAGAAAUAAAACUGUGUAAUUCAA